Molecule: messenger RNA, 918 nt
Organism: Lolium rigidum
Lineage: Eukaryota; Viridiplantae; Streptophyta; Magnoliopsida; Poales; Poaceae
Exons: 1
Coding region: 228-905 (225 amino acids)
Source: RefSeq, a predicted model, not a curated record
GCUGCGGGGGCGCCAUCCGGCAGUUGGGGACGAACAGCAACCUCCCAGCCGACGACUAGCUAGCUCCUACCCACCCCCACCAACCACUGCCGCCGGCAACCAGGGAGCUUCACAUCCAUCCUCCGCGCGCGCCCUUUUCGUUGGUGCGCACCUAACCUUUCUGCCUGCCUGCCGGCUGCGAGCGAGCGACCACUACAAGUGAGCUAGCGAGGCCGGCGGUGUCGGGGAUGAAGAAGCUCUACCAGGGGAAGGGCCGGCGGGUGCACCCGGCGCCGCCGCCGGCGCCCGACGCUGCCCUCGCGCUCCUCCCGGCCGCCCUGCUCGCCCUCGCCGCCACCCUCGCGCCCGAGGAGCAGGAGGUGCUCGCCUACCUGCUCUCCGGCAUCGGCACCGGCGGCGGAGGAGCACCAAGUGGUCGGCGCAGCACCAAGCGCCACAACGGGCCGCACCAGCCGGAGAUGGGCUGCGGCUGCUUCGGCUGCUACAAGACCUACUGGGCGCGCUGGGACGCCUCCCCCAACCGCCACCUCAUCCACCGCAUCAUCGACGCCGUCGAGGAGGGCUCCUCCGCCGCCGCCAGCCCCGCCGGCCCCACGCGCCGCCGCCGCCGCCGUGGUGGGCGCGCCGGCCACGCCCUCGACUCCGCCGCCGCUGCCGACGCCCCCCUGCCAGACGCAUGCCGCGUUGACCUCCAGCCCUGCUGCGCCUCCGACGGCGGCGCGGACGACGACGGCGACUACGAGGGCGACGACGACGACGGCGCCGACAGCGUCUACGGCGGCGGGGACGGCGAUGACGCCCUGACGGACGACAGCGACUGCAGCGCCAGCGCUUCUGCCGAGAAGAGCGCCGUCGGGAAGCUCGUGCGCUUCAUCGGCGAGAAGGUCUGGGCCGCCUGGACCUGAGCCACCCACCUCA